GGGUGCGGCGGGGGCGGGGCGUCGCGCCGUUUAAGUCGCGGCGGGCGUGCCGUGGCGGUUGCGCGGCCGUUGGAGCCGUGAGGAGGAGGAGGAGGCGGCGGGACUCCCCUCCCGGGACCUCUAUCCCCGGGCUUUUCCAGCGGGGCUCCCGCCGGGCACCCUCCUCCGCCCGCCUCCAAGCACCUGCCAGCGUUGUCCGAAGCCGCCGUCCCCCGCCCACGCCAUGAGCGCAGCGGACCGCGCUGCGGAGAGCCCGCGCAGCGCAAGGCUGCCCACGCCCCGCGCCUCCUGCCGCUCUGCCGGGUCGUGGGCCCCGAGCCCGGAGGAGCUCACCCCGCUGCCCUCGGUCAGCGAGCGCCUGGGCCGGCUCCACCCCUCCCACGACCUGCUCGAGUACUACCGCAGGAAGAUCGCCGACUUCGACGAGGAGCACGAGGAGCUGGUAAAGAGGCUCGAGAAAUACAAGCAAACCUACGAUGAGGAGCACCAGCUGCACUGUGAAGUCCGCCACUUGGAGGAGGAGGUUGCGGAGCUGCAGAAGGCUCUGAGUGACAUGCAGGUGUUCCUGUUCCAGGAGAAGGAGCAGAUCCUCCGUCUGUGCUCGGAGAACGACCGGCUCAAACUCAGGGAAUUGGAGGACAGAAAAAAAAUCCAACAGCUCCUGGCUAUGCUGGGAACAAACAAAGGAGAAGUCAUAUAUUUUCAUAAGGAGCCUCCACAUAAGGUUACUGUUCAGCAAAGGCAAGCAGAGACCCAGGAGCAAGAUGAUGCUUCUAGCACAGUAGGUAUGGAGAAGAGCACUUCGAAACCAACAGCGAAAGGAGAGAAACCAGAAACUUCUGAGAGAUAUCAAAAAGAUGAUGAAACACUGCUACUACAGGUGAAGGCGCUGCAGGCUCAGCUGGAGGAGCAGACACGAUUAGCCAAGGAGCAGGUUGAGGCACUGCUGGAGGACAGGAGGCUUCAGAUGGAGGAGGCCGAGGUCCGGCACCGCAGGGAGCAGGACAAGCUGAAAGCUGUGACAGAAAAGCUCCAUAAGACCCAAAAUCUCUUAUACGAGACUACCCGGGACUUUCUCCAGCUCAAGUUUGAUGCCAGAGCCAACGAAAAAGCAUGGAUGGCAGAGAAGGACAGUCUGUUGAGGAAACUUAACAAAGAUCUGGAUCAUCUUGUUUUCAGCACAGAGUCAGGAAAAAUAAAGCACAGAGAGCUGAAGAAGAUGCUUCAAGCAAAUGAUGGAGCUUCAAAACACCACAGCAGAGAAAUAAAGUUACUGCGAGACAAGCUGAUGCAGGAGAAACACCUGUCACACAUGUACAGAGAGCAGUGUGUCUCCCUGGAAGGGGAGGUGGCGAGGAUCUGUGAGGAGAGAGAUGCUGGCAAAGAACUCUUCAAGCCUGUUGAGUUUUCAUCUCCACAGGAACGCUCAGAGAGGAUGGGGAAGCGCCUGAAGCUGAUGACUCAGCGGUGUGAAGCCUUAGAAAAACGCCGGAGUAUGGAAGUGGAGGGCUUCAAGAAUGACAUUAAAAGGCUUCAGCAAAAGGUGAAAGAUGUAGAGAAGCACAUUUAUAAGGUGGCUUUGAAUUUGGGACCAGACCAGGAUAUUGCAGUUCUACAUGAGGUCCGCCAAGGAAACAAACUAACACACAGAAUUCAAGGAGAACUAAAAGACUUAAAAGCAAAAAUCUACAGCUUAGAGGAUGAGCUACGGCACUGCUGAAGCUGAGUUACUAUCUGGCAUCCUAACGUUAGUAAUAGGACACUGCUAGACUUGAAUGAUCAUAUGCAAGAACAGCUCCUGCUUUUGUUUCCUGGCACCCACUGACAAAAGGCUGAGGAAAUCUGCAGUUAAUGUCAUAAGUGUACAUGAGCAUUCCUAAAGUACCACAUUACAUUGCUGUUUAAGCUGAGAGAUGCACCUCAUAAAACUCACUUUAAAAGCACAUGAUGACUGAUAAAUCAGGAGUGUGUGUAUGACUAUCUUCAUAUCUGUGAUAGGGAUCAGUGUGUGCUGUCCUUUGCCUUUAUUUGGAGCAUAUUAUAAAUCACAUACAUGAUUAUAAUGCAAUUAUUAAUCAUAGAAGGAUCUUGUUGAAGAUCUGAAUCUUGGCUGACAUUUUUCUAUGUGAGAAGCAGCUUUUAAAAUAGUGUAUAUGAUUAUUGUUUUGAUGCACCUCAGAAUGUAACUGGACAUUCUCACAUAGAAAGUCAGUACUAAAAUGUCUUACAUUUGACUCUUGGACAGGAUAACUAUUUUAAAAUGGCUCCCGUUUGCUUGGUUUUAACCUAAUUGGAAUAAACCUAACUGAUUUAUUAUGGUGGGAGAAGAUAACCCAUUAUAGAAUUCUUCUGCAAGGAUAAGCAACAUUUACGGGAGUUCUGAAUGCUUAGUGGGGAGGGAGGUACUACACAACUGAAAUUGAUCUUGUCUCUGCUUCCUCAGUUUUAACACACAGGAAUCCCAGAGUAAAGGGGGUCUAGUAUCUUCAGUAACCACGUUAGCUUCUUUGUAGCUCUAAACAGUGUCACGGUUAUGUGCGGAAAAAUCAUGGUCAGCUUUUGCUGCAGCACUUGUUGCUGCUGAACUGUAACAAAGUGGGGUGGAAGAGCAGGAGCCCACUUGGUGCAUGAGAGCUGUAACUGGGCUGUGUAAUGAUUCUCCAGCCAUAUCGUGGUUGUCUUCACACCAGACAUCACAAUUCCAGAUGAAAUCAUGACAAGGGUUACACCGUGGCUUCAGCCCAGUUUAUAAUUGCAGGUAUUCAUGCUUUUACUGUGGCGUCAGCCAAUCUUGUCCACAUUGCAGCCUGAGAGCAGACCUGUAGUGGGGAAGGGAUUUCAAUGCCUCUGUUUCCUACUUUACCUUUUUUUACCUUGUUUUGAAGUAUACACCAUAUAGCACUUACUUUCCCUUUGAGAAAAACCUAGUGUGUGAAAGCAGGCAAUUUCUUUGGGGUGGGGAAGUGGCCGUGCAGAUCAGCAUUUAGUGUUUCAUAGGUACAUAUGGAGAAGAUGGAUGUUAUGUGCUGUGCAGGUUUGGAAAAGGAAGAAUUGUUUUUUUAGCAUCAGCUAAAGCAAUGCAGGAGGGGAAAUGCCCUCAAGACAUCUGUGCCCACUUAGUUGUCUUAACCUUUUUGUGGCAUGCUUGCUGUCCCUUGUGGCCCUGUGCUCUGGCUUUUAUUCUGUACAUCUUCGGGAGGGCAGUUGAUCACAGGCUUCAGUGUGUGCCCAUCCCUGGGUGCUCAACUACACAGCAGCUUGCAAGGGCUGUUUUAAAGCAUGUGGCACUGCUCAGCUGAGCUGAAAAUGCUGAACUGCACAGAAACUGGUUCAUGAACAACUCGGGUGCCGAUGUGAUGGGGACAGGUAAGGAAGGGUAUUUAAUGCUAUCCAUCAUUGAGUCUCACUCUCCCCUAGCUGGAUGACACUUUCUUAGAGAAAUCAAGCUAAUUAAAGUGAGUUCAUACGUGAAAUAACAUACUACUGGCAAGAUAUCAAUCUUAUCCCAGGGCCUAAAAGGCUGCUUCUGAAAAUUGCUACAUAAUGAAGCCUUAGGCACUCAUUCAGCAGGAUCCCCCUACUUAAAUUCAGCUGAAGGGAACUUAGCAAAAAGGUCUGUUGAACCUAUAGAAUUCUGUUUGGUUCCAGCUCUUCCAAGCUAAAGAAUUGCCUGUGAAAUGACAUUUUCCUCACUUGAAAGCCAUUAAGUGUCUCUGGGUAAAGACUUCAAGCUUUGACAUUCAGAUUUGUAAGACUGGGAGGAAGUACUGGGGGAAAAAGGAUGUAAAUGUUUAAUUUCCUGUCUUCUCUUCCUUACUAAUAUUCUUUAGACUUCAGAAAGACUGAACAGAAUAAAAUGACAACAUUCCUAGUAUAUCUGCUAGUGUAUCAAAAUCAAAGUGCAGUUUGGACAUGAUUCUUAAUAUGUCACUAGGCCAUGAACACUUCCUGUCUGAGGGGGUGGGAGGGAAAUUAUGGUAUUGUUACUCUGUAAAUUUAUUUUAUUUGGAAGCUUGAAUAUUUUUCCAAGUGCAGGAAGUGCAAAGUAUUGUACAUGCUCUUUCUGUGUGACAUCACGUGAUCAUGUGAAACGUUGCCAAAACAACUCUUGAUGCCAAGAGCUGCUUUAAAGAGCCCAAUGCCUCUUACCACUGACAACCACCCUUUAAAAUAUUGUCAAAGCAUUAAUGGCAUCUUCUAAAGGGCUUCCUGGGAGAAGUUCCACUACCUUAAUUACUCAAUUUUUCCUACAAUUUUUGGGUAGAAAUCAAAGAAGGGCAUUUACUCCAAAGAUUGAUUAGCUUUUUUGCUAAUUGACGUUAGUAAUGUGUGAGUUGUAUCAUUUCAGUACAGCUAAUGCCAAGUUAUGAGUGAGGAGCAUAGAAUCUGAAAGAUUUGCAAAAUGUCUUCUUCUAAGGCUAGAGAGACUACUACAGGAUUAAAGGUUAGAACUGGACAAAUGUUCUUAUUGUGAGCCAAGGUACUAAAAUAUCUCUUGCAUAACUAGGAGAAAAACAAGGAGCAGGGGAAACCUUAUUGUUGUGUAGCUUCAUUUAAGUAAGGAAGGAGGAGUGCCUGCUUUUCAGAAGGAAUGUUGAAAUAUUGGUUAAGAACCACAGAUGAUUCAGAGGAAGAGAAAAGGUUGUGCAAGAGCUCAUUUUGUGUUGCAUGAAGAAGACUGAUUGAUUAAUAUGUGUCUCUUGAAGACAAAAAAAAAACUACCGAAGGCCUCUCUAUCCUAGCAGGGCAAUGCAGGGCAGCACCAAGUAGCCUGAACUUGAAGUUAAUUAAAAAGGGCAUACAUUUUUAACAAGGAGAUUGUGCUUUUUUCCCUUAUUAUAAUAAAUGAGGUGUGGAGGUAACAAAUUCUCCGUAUCUAUCUUCAAAUCAAAAAAUUAUUUCACCUCUGGAAAAGGCAGCUUGUUUUAAUAAGUUUGACCCAUUAGAGCUUAAUGAAUUAUAAUGACAUGAGCUAACAUGAAAUCAUUUGGUGGUUCCUUCUGGCUUCAAACCUGUGAUGUAUUUAUAUGCAGUAUUUGUUGGAGUUUUUUAGUUUUUAUGCAGUUGCUUUAAUUAUAGGGACAUGCUCUGUCAGUUAACCCUGCACAGCAAGGUUGCACAAGGCAAAAUGAAACCAAACCAAAGUUUUAAAAAAUCCCAAGUGAUCUUCCUCUAUCACAGUCUGCAGUAAUUCCCAAGUGAAUUGGUGCUGUGACUGCGUUCAGGCAGACUAACAGUUCUCACAGGUGUUAGAGUAAGUCUAAACAGUAACACAGUGUAUGCCUGUAUGAGGUGGCUAUAUUUAAAUUGCCUGUGUAAAUAGGAUUGUCCCUUCAGAAACACAUACAUUGUACCACAGUCGGUGGACUCUCCACCCACAUAAGGCUGUGAUAGGCAGCCUUAUAUUCUGGAAUUGAAAUGGUUCUAUGUAGGCCACGAAUUCUUUGAUAGUCAGACAGUAUUUUUGAGUCUAGCUCAAAAUACAAAUACGAAGCUCAGGAUUUACCCUGGUGAAGCACGUUUGAAUGCUCCUGUAUUGAUUCAGAGAUCAAAUUGCUUUUCUUUUACUGUAAACACUUCUCUCGGAAUGGCAUCACUUCUAAACCAUCCAGUACAACAGUUUUUCCUGUUCAGUCCCAGUUCAGAUGCCUGCAGGGAAUGCUGCUUGUCUUUAUGUUCUGGAGUGUCUCUGAUAACAGGACUAUGAUGUGUCUUUGGGACUUCUUGAACAGUAAGGAUGGCUGAGCACAGUCACUUAAAAUAUAAACCAAGUAUUAUUAUGUUUAAGGCAGGGGAAGGAAGAAAUUAUGCAAGACUAGAUUGAAAACAUGUAUUUCCCAAAUUAUCAAAUAUGUAUAUUCACCUUUUAUUAUAGUAAAUAUAUAAAGCCUGCAAAGUCUCUCGAAACUUCUCAGCUUAAAGUAUAGAAAGACUUUUCUCAGGAAGUGAAAGUCUGUGUGCUCUAGAUAUCAAGAGAUUGUUCUGAUGUGCAAAAAGCAAUUUAGGUCAACUCCUGGGGCAGGACCUGCAAUCAGGAGCUGUUCCUAGUGGCCCUGGAUGAAAUUCAUGUGAAAAUGUGUUCUCUUUCCUGCUGAAAAGGAAGGGCAACCAUUUCUAUGUAACUUGAUCUGGACAGUGAGGACUUGAGAGCUGUGGAGAGUUAUGCAGUGAAAAGGAUCAUGAAUGAGGCUUUCCACCCCCUUUUUUCUCUUUGUGGGAGAGCAAUGGGAUCGUGAUCCCGUCAAAGUCAUGGCUGUGUGUGCAGCAAAAGGAAGCCACAAACCCAAGGCCACGCCAUACAAAUGCUGGCAGUGUAAUUGUGUUGGUAAAAUGUGACCAUGUUAGCACCACUUAACUGGGCAAAGAGUCACUUCUGCUGAUGGGUUGUUAAUUGUGGGCUGCACUGAUCCCCUUACCGUGAUGUUCAACUGCAGCAUUGACAAGGUUUCUUCUGGGGUUGCUCCACCAGUAAAGCCUUUUAGAGCCCAAUCAAAUCCUGAGGAGCCAAAAGGAGGAAUAAUGGGGAACAGUGUCUUCGGAAACUGCCUGUUCCUCUUAGAAACACUCUGCCUUUGAGCCAUUUCUAUGAAGAAUGUUGAGAUGAAGCCAUUGUCUGUGCUUCAGAGCAUAGCUGAGGUCAGGAAGAGGAGUAUGGAGCCACCAGGGGGGUGAAGUCUAGGGACAGUUGUAAUUAGUGCUGAAAAUUACACAAGAAGACAGAAGGGAAGGAGCAAGUGGCAGAUAAUUGAACCUUUGGGGAGCCUACAGAGAAACAAUGUUGGCAUGGAGUUAAAAAUGAUUUACAGAACGGAGAAACAGUUGAUAGAUAACUAGAAGCAAAAGCAUAACAAGAAGAGGCAGAGAUGCUCAGAGAUGGAUCUAGGGAGUUAAGUGCUGCAUUUGUAUCAAAGGCUGCUUUUACCAUGAGGAAGCAUAGCCAAAAUAGAAAACAAACAGCAGCUCAAACAAAGCCAAAAAAUAUUCCAGUUGGCUCCUCUGGCAAAGAGUGUUUCUUUGAAGUGAGUAUUCAGGGCGGGCUGGGAGAGAUGUGCCAGCAGCAGGGUCCAAUAUUCAAGGAUGGUCCAUCUGGCAGGCAGCAGUGUCAGCUCCCUGUCCAGUCACCUCCACACCCCGCAGGCCCUGCUCCUGCAGCAGCUCCGGCUCACCUGGAACAGCUCAGCUGCUCCUGUCCCUCUCCAGCUCACCUGGAACAGCUCGGCUGCCCCUGUCCCCCUCCAGCUCCCCUGGAACAGCUCAGCUGCUCCUGCCCCCCUCCAGCUCACCUGGAACAGCUCGGCUGCUCCUGUCCCUCUCCAGCUCACCUGGAACAGCUCGGCUGCUCCUGUCCCUCUCCAGCUCACCUGGAACAGCUCGGCUGCUCCUGUCCCUCUCCAGCUCACCUGGAACAGCUCAGCUGCUCCUGUCCCUCUCCAGCUCCCCUGGACCAGCUCGGCUGCUCCUGUCCCUGCUGGGCUGGCCCAGCACGUGCUGCCACACUGCACUGAGGAUGAGAGCAGCGAAGGUCGGGGCACGCGCUCCCGGGACUUGGGAUGCCUGAGAAUUUGAGGCUGUAAGACUGUUAGCAGACUUGAGAUGAAAACAGUUAUGUGGUUUUAAACAUCACUGCCAGAAUCUUACUCCUGGACAUCUGUUCUUUCUGCAUUGAAUAAGUGGUCCAAAAUAAGUAUUUGAAGUACAACGCAGAGCUAUUCAAGUUUAUGACUUCACUUUUUAUUACGCAUUCAGAUUAAUUUUGUUCCUUAAUACUGUUCUGUUGUAGCUAUAUUUUAACAGAUAGUACCACGCCAUAGUCAUUUCCUUAAACCUUUUCUUCAGAGACAACAGCUUUUCUGUAUCACAGCACAGUUAUAUCAGGAAAAAGUUUGUUUCUUUAGAAGUUGACAAGGCUACUGUUAGCCUCACUUUUCCCUUCCCUCCAUUUUAGUACAAUGUCCACUAGAGAAAAAUGUGAUUACUUAUUUUAAUAUGCAAUGAAGUGCAGUUGUUAUUUUUCAAGCAUAAGGCUGUUCAUUUAAGAAAUGCAGACAACUUUCUGCUAAGAACAUUGUUCAAUUUUCAUUUUUUAAACGGUAAACAAAGUUUAAUUUAGAUCUGUAUUUAUUACACACUUUUUCUUAGUAUUUUCUGUCUUUUUUGGAACAAAUAUAGAAACUUUAUUUCUCUCAUGCUGGAUAAACCUGAAACCAACACACCACCAAAAAAUUCUUAAUAGUAUCAUGCCCUCAUGAGAGUCCUGCCUUGUAAUGAUUAAAUGAUUCCCCUUUUUAGUUGUGUGGGUACUGGUGCUGUCUGGCUGUUGGCAGCUCUUUCUGUGUACACGGGAGGAACUCUCCCCGUUAUUCAAGCUCAGAUGUUGGAUGUGUCUCUACAGCCUCAGAUGGGGCAGGAAGGAGGAACAGCAGCCUUGCAUCCUCCAAAGCUGCACAAUGGAUCUCGUCCCAGGGAGGCUGAGGAAGUGCAAGGACAGAGCCCUCGCCAGGCUCCCCCACCAUGGGCUUGUUUCCAGCUUGAGAAACUCAUUGCAGCUCUGCAGGGGGCUACAACCCCUCCAGCUGUGCAUUCCCUGAGCAAGAGAAACCUCCCCAGCACAGAGCUGAAGGGAGAUGGCUCUGAAACCAUUGUGAGAUUUCAUGUAAAGGAAUCCUCUCAUGCUGUGACAGGUGCCAGCAGCCUCCCUGGGUGCUGCCUGGAUGCUGGGACGUGCUGAUCAGCACUUGGUGCCCGGGAUGAGGGACGCUGCUCCAGGUCCCCAACCAGUGCUGGCACUCUGCCAGUGCCAGCCUGUCCCUGCUGGGACUCACACCCUGCCCCGUGUCCCUCAGUGUCAUUUCAAAGGCUUUUGGGACAUUUUUUAAAGCUAAAGGACAGCAAGCCUUUUGUGCAGCCUCACACGUAGGAAGGCUGCCUCUAAAUAGGGGUCUCAAAAAAAAAGAGUAUCAUCAUUUCAUUGAUAUUAAAAACCAACUUCAGCCUGAGAGUUUCUGUUCAUAGACCCACACAGCACAGGAACUACAUCUGUGCAGGAGUGGAGCUGUGAAGGAAAACAGUUGCCACCACUGACCCAACACCCCCAUCACACAUUUUUGGGAAGGGGUAGCUCUGGACUAGCUCCACAGCUGGAUACACGAUGUACAUUCCAGAUGUAAUCUCCCAUUUUCCUUCACCGAAGAGGAAUCCAAUUUGCAGCCUCCAAGACUUGGUGAUGUGAAUGAGACCAACAGCACGGGAAGAACUCUGAGAAGUCGCUUCAAAAGUGUGCUUGAGACUGUAAUGAAGCAGCAGUUUCACCCGGGGAAGGUCGUGGUGUUCCUGUAAGCCUCUGCCAUCCUCCCUCAGAGGGGUCUGGCGAUGUAACAUCGCAUCUGCUCAGCUGCUUCAGAAAGCAGGCUGGGAGGCUUCCCCAGCUCUCCUCACCGAGCAAGGCACUUCCAACUACAUACACCUGUUGCACCAGGUGAAAGACACUUUAAAAUGGGUUCAGCUGUGUGUAUAACAGCGUGAUUUUGAAUCGCCCGCUCUCGUUUUGCUCCCCUCUCUGCAGAGGAGUUGCCCUCUCCGGGGGGAUGCACCCACGCUGCUGCUGGCGC
This is a messenger RNA of Prinia subflava (tawny-flanked prinia), 9608 nucleotides long. It is a transcript of the gene CCDC77, whose product is annotated as coiled-coil domain containing 77. NCBI's taxonomy places the organism in Eukaryota, Metazoa, Chordata, Aves, Passeriformes, Cisticolidae. Gene Ontology annotation, cellular component: centrosome. The transcript is spliced from 11 exons. The record is from RefSeq and is a predicted model, not a curated record. Bases 224 to 1720 code for a protein of 498 amino acids.